Seminavis robusta is the source of this 501-nucleotide messenger RNA. NCBI's taxonomy places the organism in Eukaryota, Bacillariophyta, Bacillariophyceae, Naviculales, Naviculaceae. The record is from the annotation of a GenBank genome assembly.
AUGUUGUCCAGAACCGCCCACCAACUGAUCCGACGCGCGGCCACACGAGCCUUUAGCAGUGAGGCGGCGGCUUCCACGCAGGUGACGCUCAAUUUUGCCUUGCCCGAUGAAACCGUCUACAAUGGCGCUUCCGUCUAUCAGGUAAUCAUCCCCGGUACCGAGGGUGAGUACGGUGUGACUGCCAACCACGUCCCCUACGUUGCUCAGUUAAAGCCGGGAGUCUUGCAGAUUCUCCAUGAGGAAGUGGGAGGAGGAGAACCCGAAAAGUACUUUGUGGCAGGAGGAUAUGCCUUGACCCACGCCAACUCGGUGACGGACGUCAUCUGCCCCGAAGCUGUCAAGCUGGAUGAUAUUGAUGCCACUGCUGUCUCCAGUCAAUUCGAAAAAGCCAAGAGUGCCUACGCCAGUGCCGCAUCAGGAAGCUUGGAACAAGCAGAAGCCCAGGUCGAAAUGGAAGUCAACAAAGCCAUGGGAUUGGCCAUUGGAGUCAACCUCAGUUAA